Molecule: messenger RNA, 7387 nt
Organism: Thalassophryne amazonica
Lineage: Eukaryota; Metazoa; Chordata; Actinopteri; Batrachoidiformes; Batrachoididae
Gene: zcchc24
Product: zinc finger, CCHC domain containing 24
Exons: 5
Coding region: 88-807 (239 amino acids)
Molecular function (GO): zinc ion binding; nucleic acid binding
Source: RefSeq, a predicted model, not a curated record
GCAACCAGAAAGAAAGGAAGAGGGGGAGAAAAAAAAGGUCCAAAAAGUCAGCGUCGGAAAGUCCGAUUUUCCCAUCUGCAUUGAAAGAUGAGCUUGUUGUCUGCCAUAGACACGAGUGCCUCCGUGUACCAGCCUGCGCAACUUCUCAACUGGGUCUAUCUCUCCCUCCAGGACCCCCACCAGACCAGCGCCUUUGACGCCUUCAGACCCGAAGCCAACUCCUCACACCCGGAUCUCAGUUUUAGCAAAACUCCCGCAGCGGCCGACCUGAGCUCGUCUCUCAACUCCAACUAUCUCAACAACUUCUUUCAGCUGCAGCGGAAUGAGGCCUUAAACAACAACGUGUAUAAGAAUGUGUCGCCCUAUGGCUCCCUGAACAACAUUGUGGAUGGACUCAACUCCCUGACAGACCAUUUUUCCGACCUUUCCCUUUCUUCAGAGCCGAGAAAACCUAACAAGAGACCACCACCCAACUACUUGUGCCACCUGUGCUUUAACAAGGGUCACUACAUCAAAGACUGCCCUCAGGCCCGACCCAAAGGAGAGGGCCUGACACCUUACCAGGGAAAGAAGAGAUGUUUUGGAGAGUACAAGUGCCCUAAGUGCAAGCGGAAGUGGAUGAGCGGCAACUCGUGGGCCAACAUGGGACAAGAAUGUAUCAAAUGCCACAUCAACGUUUAUCCACACAAACAGCGUCCGUUAGAGAAGCCUGAUGGCCUGGAUGUUUCUGACCAGAGUAAGGAACAUCCACAGCACCUCUGCGAGAAAUGUAAAGUCCUGGGCUACUACUGCCGCCGUGUGCAAUAAUCAUCCUGAUAGCAUCUUUAACAUCCUUCACCAAGGCUGGAGACUCCACCCGACCUGCAUAGUUCUCAUCCAGGUUUCCCUCAUUUCCUGCCCCGUUCCCAACAUGACAUCCUCUCCUCCUCACAUUUGUCCAAAGCCUUGAAUAUAUAGACGGCAGUCUAACCUAAUCCUCACACCUCUCUCAUAAUGCCCUCCUCUCCACCUCAAGAUCACAGGACUUUGUAAUUGUGACUUUUCAUUGACAGUAUUGAAUUUGACACAUUUUCACUCCAAGUGCUCUUUGACAAAAGUGAAAACUUUCCAAAAAUCAUUGACUCUAAAUCUUAUGUAUGCCUUGUGUAGCAGUAAUAUGGCCUCAUUAUUCAAGUCCAUACAUAUGAGCAGUUUGUUACUGCAUUUAUGAGUUGGCACUCGGCGUGUUAUUCUUUGGUGUCGCUGACAGUAUUGGUCUCAUAGAUUACCUCACUUUGGUGUUUGUUACCUCCACCAACCAUUCAGAGGAGGGCGGAGUUUGUGUAAUUGCCCCUGUUUGUCUAACUGGAUGCUAAAACUCAAAAAGUAGCUGAUGGAUUAGAGUGAAAUUGAUCAUUGGUAUCUGCUUUUUUUAACAUCAUGAGAUUUUCCUUUGAUCUCAUUCUUUAGCAUUCUUGAUAUAUGAUGUCACAAAGGGGCUCAGUAGUCAGAAUUCUGACUGGUCCCUCUCUCUCGGUUGAUGGAGGCCAUCGUUAACCUCGGCAGAGGUAUGCGCUGUCUUGGAAGGCACCUUCUAUUUGGCUUUGUGUUUACAGAGAUCAGCCUUCCAUUUCGCUGCCGAGUGAAGUGUGCGGUAAUGUGAUGAACGCAUAACCUUGGCCGGGUUUCAUAAAACAGUCUCAUCUUUGAGUCUGUUAAACUUACUUACUUGACUACAGUUAGUUGCCCAACAUUAUCAUCUAAUCUCAGUUUCAUAUUGACGGCUAAACUUGUAGAUGUAGUCUUCUGUCAGUCCAUGAUUUUCACGGGCAUAGUGGCCUCGCGAGUGCUGUUGCCAAGAAACACCUCCAAUGUGCGAGAGUUUUGUUUACUUCUGGGUUGGUUGUUGUCAUGAACUAUCAAGCCUUUGUUUCGUCAAGCGGCUUUAUUAACACUUACGGACAUAUACAAACUGCAGAACGAUGUACUUAGCGCUUACCCUAGCAGUUCUUCUUCUACACUUCCAUCAAGCCUUUUUGUGCACACAGUGCUGCUCGGCGUACCAGCCUGGUGGCUAAUGUGAUAACGGUCACAAACACAUCACGACAGUUGUCUGCUAUAACUGGGGCCAAAAGCGGAGCUAGCUCUCCUUUUGAGGGAAUACGAGCAACGUAGGCGUGCUCCUGAGUGUUCCAUCAAGUGGUGGCACGUGACAGCUGCCAAAGUUUUGUCGACUAAAUUAAGUUUAGCCUCCUCUGUGCCAGGCUAAAAACUUUAGUCAGGUAACAUGAAACUUUAGCUGGCUAAACGCUUUGUAAUGUCAAAAAAUUGGUCAACUAAGUAAGUUUAUUUGACUUAACAAGAUUAGAGUGCUUCAUGAAACCGGGCCCUGGCCUCUCAUGACGCAAUAAUGUAUUAGAGGCGUUUGAUGCCAUAUUAGGUUCAACAGCACAUCUUAUUAACUGUGAAUUAACUGAGGGAUAAUGUGCCAUACAUCCCUGGCUUACAUUUGGCCUAUUUAUUUUCUUGUCUUAUGUGCAAUUUGAAUAUUAGCUGGGACAUAGAGAAGUGUUUGUAUGUUUGUGUAUCAAAAUAUUGUAUAACUGCUUUUUUGUGUCUUUAGAAACUACUGUAGAUUCAGUUGCGUAGAGUUGCUCAUUUAGAUCUGUUGCAAUUGCUAACAAAUAUGGUUUCAUUUAUCCUCUUUAAUGUACAUUUUUUGCCACACAAAGCCUUGUAAAUCUAGUGUCAUAUAACAGAUAUUGCUCUGAAUUCACAAACUGACAGCAGCAGCAACAGCAGUAACACUACUUGCACCAUCCUCGUUGCUUCCUCACAGUGGCGCUUGCAAAAAUAUUCCACAUUUCAAAGUCAUGUGUGAAGUUGAGCUAUUUGAAAUGAACUUUUCACUUGUAAUGCUUUAGUAGAUUCUUAGCAGAAAAGAGUAAAAAACAAAGGAGGUUUUUGUCUGAACGAGUUUCAAAAUGACAUUCAAGUUCAUGUUUUAGUGCCAAUUCAUGCCUGGCAGCCUGAGCGUAGUCGGGGAAACACAGUGAAGAUAAAUGGAAACUUGUCCAAAGAAUUGUCCUCUUCAAUAUGACGUCAAACAUUUAAUUGCAGCAUAAAGAAAGUCCAGAGGGAGGUGAAAGUGCAGUGAUUUUCAGGACGGUUAAAAGGAGUGAAUUAUAGAUGGGCUGUUUGGUGAUGUGGUGAUGAAGACUCAAGGAUGUGAAAGUGAUGAGAAACUACGAUUACAUCUGUUUUUGUGAGGCCUACUAUUAUAAACACAAUGUCUUUAGCGGGACAGGAACACACUUUAUCUUCAUUAUCUCGUUAUGUAUCGCACUACAUAGGAAAUCCACACUGAUAUGCAAAACGUACAGUUCAUGUCAUUUUUACUUAUCAAAAGCUGCCUUUAAAGAAAUAUUAUGAAACACAUUUGUAUAUGUACUGUAUUUGUAGCAUUACAAAAGCUGGCUGAAUAUAUAUUUAUCCUGUAAAAUGAUGUAUGUGCCUUAAGAAGAUUUAAAUCUCAUCAAGUAUAAAAAAAAACAAACAAGCAAAAAACCUGAGAUGAGAUGGCCAUUUGAAAUUAGUUAAAGACGUGGUAGGUUUGGAUUCAAAGUGGAAUACGUGCAAGUGGGAAUGAUGAGCCAUUCUACGUUUAAUGCAGGUUCAAGGUGUGACGAUGGGGAGUAACUUAACAGUUUGAACUGAUACGAUGCGUGUUUGCUUUAUGAUGAUGUGCCUGCUUGGAAUCCAUUGGUGUUUGUAGCUGGAAGUGAUUCUAAAUCAACACAGUCUUAGUCAGUGCUCCCAAUGGAAUGGACUAACCAGUGACAAUAUUGACCUCACUUACACUUAAGUCUGUAUAUUUUUGGACACUGACGAUUUUUUUUGUUGUUGUUAUUUUAUCCAGCAGCAUUUGAAUAUGAGCUGUGGUAGUACAGAUUGUGUGCUUUGAUUUUCAGAUAUCUACAUCCAAUUCAGGUGAACGUUUUAGGAAUCAUAGCACUUUUUGAGUAUGGGGCCCACAUUUAAUUUGGCAAUUGCAGAGAUGUUUUAUACUUUUGUUGCCUUAAAAAUGUCGGGACUAUACACAAAAAGUGUUGUAAUUCCAACUAAAGAAUAAGAAAGAUGAGAGGGCUGACUUCCAUUGACCUGCACGGCAAUUGGCUGAGCACCAGCGGACAUUUUGAUUUUGUGUAAGUGGCGCUGCUGUGGAAGACACAGGCAUCAGAAUACAGGCUGGUCAUGCUGGCACUGAUGCAACAAUUUCAGUGUAUAUUUUGUAUACUAAGUGACCAAAUUAUUAUGGCUACACACGCAGAUCAUUCUUACUCAGGAAAAAAGUGAUCAGGCUCUCAAAGAAGUUGGAACUAAAUCCUCAGCAAAAUCUUUUCCAAAAGGAGAGCUGACAACAACACCAGAACAGCUGAUAGAGAAAAAUUUGCGGAAUGUCAUUUUGUCACAUCACAAUUUAAGAGUCCACUAGAUAUGUAGGAACAGUUCAAUAUAAUUAUGUUGGAGUUCUAAUAUACUUAAAUGAAUUGGCCUUAUAAUUGUACUGAAUUCCCAGAAGAGGGCAGGAUUGUCUAAAUGAAGGGAAGUGUCAGGAAUACGUCAGCUUACAUACGUAUAGCUCAGUCCCAGAAAUACUGUUGGCAAGACAAAAUGUCCACUGUAAAGCAAGCAUUCAGAUUCAUAAAUAAUAUGAACCUAUAUGCUCUAUUGUCAUUAUUAAUAAAAUUAAUUAUACUAAUCAGACUAUGACCUCAAAUUUUCACUGUUUAAUACAAUAACAUUUAUUGGUGAAAUGCUUUUAGUACGAUAUGACUAGGGGGAAUAGAUCUACAGGAUAAUGUACUGUAAAGUUAUAUCUUCAAAGGUCUCCUGUAUUUAUACAGCUACAUAUUGUACAGAAAGUUCAGGUAUUAUAAUGCAUGAAUGUUUAAUUCAUAUUUAUUAUGCAUGUGUAUAUUUCAACUAUAAAUUCAUAUGAUGAGCAAUGGUCCACAGUGUUCAGUGUCCUCAGUGAAGCUGUGCUGUCAGCACACAACACCAUAAUGCUGCAAAUCAACCAGUGAUAGGUUGCACAGUGACACAAAUUCAAAAAGGCUGCAAAAUUACACGAUAACUUAUGAGUCGGCCAUCUUGUCUUUUCUUCCUCUCUGGUUUCAACACUGUUAACCUUCAAAUUUAAGAUGACAGCUCACAUAUUCAUUGUUUUCUUUCAACACUAAGUAUGAUGAGAUUGCUUAGAACAGCAAACACUUUGUUCAAGUAUAUACAGACCUAACUGUAUUAUUUUUCCAUUCUUGUACUUAUUUUCUAUGGAGCUGUCUGUGUUGAUAGACACUGCAGUGGCUGAUGAUGGCACCUUUGAAUUUUGUUAGAAUCACAUAUUCAGGUUUUCCAGAAAUUACUAGAUUUCUGUGGUUGGAACAUCGCACUAUUUACACCAGAGCGUGCUCCAUCAGCAUGGUGCAUUUGACGUUUGACAUGUUUUGGAAAAUACUUGAAAAGAACACAUUUAGCAUCAACCACAGUUUGGGUCACAUGUACAUAGAUGACUCAUGUAAAUAGUGGUAAAUCAGAAUAGUGGUAGCAGAAAUCGUGUAAUUUCUGUAAAUCUUUGGUCUCUCUAGGAUGAUUGAGGUCAAUUCCAACUGUAAAACUAAAGCGCAGAAUUGGCAUUUGUUCAUAAGUCAAAGACAGAAUGAAAGAUUGUAAUUUUAGCUCAUUGCUGUUGGAAACAAUGUUUUUCUGUCCUUAAAAUCUUCCUUGCGUUGCUCUGAGUGAUGAAAUUAUAACCUAACUUUACACGUGAAACCGUCCUUGUCAAACCGAGAGGAGCCGAUUGCAAUGCCAACUUAUGAAUCACUUUGCAAGAAACAGUGUUAACAGGUUUUUGGCAGAAUAUGAAUAAUAAAUAACUUCCUACAUUGUGUAAAAUACCCGUUGAGUAUUUUAUUCCGUCCAGAGAAACAUGAUGCAGAAGCCAUUCUAAGUGGCAACUCUCGAGCCAAUAGAAGCAGCCGAUACAUUUGAAAACACAAAUCUUUGCUUUCAGACGUAACGUCUUUAAGUAUGUAUACUUGACUUUUCUAAAACCUUUUCCGUUCAAAUUUGUUAUUUUCUAUGAAUGAGAUGUGUAUUUUGGAACACUUAACAGAUGUUAAAAUUUUUAGCGCAAUCUGUAAAAAAUAAAAAAAAGGAAAAAAAAAAACAAAAAAAAACAAACCUUGAGUUAUUUCCCUGACAACGAUUUACAAAUGACUGUUUUAUGUAUAUAUUUGAUGGCCAUCAUUUUCAAAGGUAGUAUCUCUUUUGAACUGUUAUGCAAUAUUGAAGCUUUUUAGUGUGAAGAAGGGCCUAUUAUUCAGAAAUAAUUAAAGCUGGGAGUCUUUUUUUUUCUUAGACGUUUUACAAUAAUCUGAGGGGUUAUCCUGCAGAAAUAUUUAUAGAAAGAUUUUUUUACAACACUUUAUGUAUAGAAUAUGCAACAAAGUUACACAAAAAAGGAAAUAUUGUUGUCUACAUAGAAUAUUAUUAGAAAAGCUGGUACAUAAUUAAUACCCUUUCUCAGUUAUAAGCCAUUGUAUUUUUGUCUUUUAUCAGUGUUGAAAAAUGCUAUCCAUUUCCUGUAUUUGACUAACGAUGAGCUGCCAUUUUGCAGCCACUCAGUUGUUGCAUGUAUUUUUUUGUAUACUGUAACUACAAUAUUAUAAAGAUAUAGUGUUAACAUGCAGAAUCUUUUUUUUCUUAAUUAGUGAUGGAUACUCACCACUGUAAAAGCACGUUAAACUGUGAGAUAUAGUUUGCUUAAAGCAGCAACAAGAAGAAACUAUUGUAAAAUGUUAGUGUUAUUAGUAGAUUAGGGAGUUUAUACUUUUGUUAAGAAAACGCGUGUGACAAAAAACAGUUUUAGAGUUUAGCAUGUGCAUGUGUUUGGUUUUGAGUGAAAUAUUACUUUUGUGCAAUGUAAACUUAUUUAAAUACAGUAGCGUGCUACAUGACAUUUUUAACACUAUCAACAAUUUUAUAAUUAAUCGGGAAGCAUUUCAUUUAACGCUUGUCUUGCCUCUAUGAAUAAUACAUAUUUACUGAAUGUAAUGUGUUAACACAUGUGGUCAAGUGGAAAGUUAUGUUUGUAUUAUUUACUGUCUGUAUCACUUGAGAUAUCUGUAAUGCAAUAUUGCAAUAUUGUAAUAUUUGAAUUGGACAGAAUGCAGGCGUGAGGUUGAACAGACGAUUUUGGGAAACAAGGACAGUCGUGGGUUUUGAGAGGAGACCAUCGGUCUGCUUUUCAUGUCCAUCAAACGGCAUUCCAAAAUGUGCCUUAUUUGUUAGUUGGGAAAACAUUUAGUGCUUGACUUGAUGAAUAAAAGUUAUAUUGGAAAAAAAA